UCACGCGAUGCGUGGGACAGCUUCCGGGACGGACUGCGACAGAUUUAUGGUUCGGUCAAUGGCAACCUCAUGAUUUGCGCUUUGGUCCGCGAUUACCCGGUCACGGCCUGCCGCAACCGCACCGUGGCCAUCGUUGUCGACACCUCAAGAGACAGCCUACCGAGCCGGCGUGCAGAACUGCAGCUUAUCGAGGAGGUCAACUCGAAGCUGACCAUGCACGGACUCGAUCGGGUCGCUGUCUUGGAAUUCAACAGCGCGGCACGUGUUGUCUCCCCCAUGGGCUACCCCAUACAUACGGCCUUCAACCUCUCCCCGCCCGGGGGCCGGCGCCGCAUUGCCCGCGGCCUGGAGUUGGCACUCGCCGAAAACAUCGACGCCCAGCCCGAAACAUACACUGAUCGCGGCGCCAUCGUGCUUCUUGUGUGCGGUGCCGACGGUGGGGAAUCUACCGACGACGUGCUAAAGCAACUGCGGCGAGCCUCGGAUGAGGGCAUUCGCGUGCACUACGCUUGCCUAAGCACGCCCCAUCCGAUCGGCGACGCGGCCCCUGACGCGGCUGGAUGGAGCGAAUGCUCGACCAACAGCGCUAUGGUGCCAGCCAUACUCAGAACGGGAGGCAUCGUCGCAAUCAUCGAUAUGCAGAGCCGCCGGGUUCCGCGGGCGUUCGCUAACAUGGUCAUGGACCGCGGCUUGACGGCCACGGACGACGACGACACCCCAGAGCGUGCCCGCUUGUACCCCGGCAUUACCAUAAUCGACUUGCUCAGCCCCGACACCCCCAGCAGGACCUUUUCUUACGCCAUCUCCGCCGGCGAGCAUCUCAACCUGACCGUCGUCAGCGUCACCGUAGAAGGGCAGGGGGCGGCCGAAGCAUGCUUUACCGUCACGUUGUGGGACAGGGGCCUCGACAUCAAGAUGGCGACGCACACGCGAUGCGGCGGCGCCCAGCCGCUGUCGCUGGUCUACGAAGCAACGGCGUCGCUCGAGCUGGUGUUGGUGGUCGAGUACGGCGACGCGGUGGGCAAGCGCGCGUUGAUACACCAGGACGAGCUCGUAUUCUCGCUGGCGGUGGGGUCCAGCAUGCUUGAUAAGGACGAGGCCACGGUCAAGAAGAUGAGCACCGAGACGGCGGGUUCGAGCAUGGCGGCGGAGGUGCCAGGCAUGACAACGGCGUUGGAAGCCUUGCCGAGCGAGACCUUGGAGGUCUCCGGGAGCGUUCCUCUUUCAGAGGGCAGCACCUGCACUGCCUGGACAUCUUGGCGGUGGCAUGGCGACGGUGAAGGCGCUCCCGUUUACCGUCCAUUUUUCGGAAACCCCGUCACGUGUAGUGUCGCAACUGUCGCGGCGAGGACCAUGGGGCCUGAUGGCGCUGGGUGUGGGGAACGGUCCCGAGACGUGGCGAGCGAAUGCCGGGUCGUGAGUUCGGGACGGCAGGAGCAAGGUGGAUAACGGAGGCGCCAGACUCAGACUGGAGCGGGUGCCCCAUGCUCCCCGGCUGGAGCUGCUCUCAAUAACAGAUGCGAGGCCAAUGAGCACAUUAGGCCGGCUUUGGGCGGCCGCCCAUCCAGCUAGACUCGCAACCGAGGCUACAACCUGAGUCCCAAACAAACAAGUGCCAGCAUG
Molecule: messenger RNA, 1623 nt
Organism: Thermothielavioides terrestris NRRL 8126
Lineage: Eukaryota; Fungi; Ascomycota; Sordariomycetes; Sordariales; Chaetomiaceae
Exons: 1
Coding region: 277-1449 (390 amino acids)
Source: RefSeq, a predicted model, not a curated record